AGUUAGCAGCAGUGAGCGAGAAUACUGAAGCAGCCACUGCCGCCGGCCAGUGAAAAGCUUGACUUUGUUUGACAGCUCGUACGCUGCGCCCUGCUGCUGAUAUUUUUGACGACGUGUCAGCCGCUUUAAACCCGUGGUGUGCGUCCGUUCGUCACUUGCGGGCUGGUGGUUUACUGGUGAAAUAAGGACCGACAUUCCCCAAAGCUACGAAACUACAGAGAUAAACGCCAGUCAAUGGGUAAUAAAAACAGAGAUUGGUUAGCGUGUAGCUAACCAGCUAAGUUUAGGGCUGUGAUGGCUAACGAUAGCUAGCAGCGGCUUUUGGUUAGCGCCUUAAAAUUACAUAUAAUUGAACUUGUUCUCACUCUGUACGUGUUUUGUUAGCAUGUAAGCUGCUAGCUCUUGGAAGCCGUCGUAAAUUGUUUUUGCCGGAACACUCGAUGCCCCAGCUCUUUGCUAUUGUGCUUGGAUAACUGGAUGUGUAACGCAGUCAGCUGAGCCGUGUUUUGUUUGGCAUAUGAUGAUCGUAAAGGGACUACAUCAAUGAGUGACUAACAAAUGAGUUUUGGGAAAUGGGGCUGGAAGGUAGCCAGAUGAUCUCCCCCACCACUGCAAACAGUACAGAGGUCCCGGAGAUGGACAGCUGCGCCUGCUGUGGGACUUUGUGAAUCUGUGAAGGCGCUGGACAAAGGACAGGAGUGUCUCUGUUCACCACAAUUAAGCCCGAUCAGAGGCAGGGAUACAGGGUUCACUCUUCUGAUGAAGCCGAAGAUGAUGAUGAGCCUGAAGACCCUAUUGAUCACCAGUCUUCUUGGCUGUGUGAAGUGCCAGGAGAGCCAGAGUAUGACUUCAGAGGAGAUGAGUGGUAUCAGGAAUCAGAUUGUGGAGAUGUUCGAUCAUGCCUACGGCAGUUACAUGAAAUAUGCGUACCCAGCAGAUGAGCUCAUGCCUCUGAGCUGCAGGGGGAGAGUCCGCGGCCAGGAGCCUAACAGAGGAGAUGUAGAUGACUCCUUGGGGAAGUUUUCUCUCACAUUGAUUGACAGCCUUGAUACACUGGUGCUCUUGAAUAAGCUGGAUGAGUUUGAAGACGGGGUGAAGAAGACUGUGAAGGACGUACGUCUGGACAAUGACGUGGUGGUGUCUGUGUUUGAGACCAACAUCAGGGUUUUGGGUGGGCUGUUGGGGGCCCAUGUUAUGGCCGACCUCCUCCGCCAGCGUGGAGACAGGAUGCAGUGGUAUCAGGACGAGCUCCUGCACAUGGCCAAAGAGUUGGGCCAUCGAUUACUGCCUGCCUUUAACACCACAAGUGGCCUUCCAUACCCAAAGAUAAAUCUGCGCUAUGGAAUACAGAGUCCACUGUCACGCACAGGUACUGAGUCGGACACCUGCACGGCCUGUGCAGGAACAAUGAUCCUGGAGUUUGCUGCCCUCAGCAGAAUGUCAGGAGAUUCUGUGUUUGAGGACUAUGCUAGAAAGGCUUUGGACGUCCUCUGGGAGAGGAGACAGAAGGGAAGUGACUUGGUGGGGACCGUUAUCAAUAUCCAUAAUGGAGAGUGGGUCCGCAGAGACAGUGGAGUCGGUGCUGGUAUCGAUUCAUACUAUGAAUAUUUGAUGAAGGCCUACAUUCUUCUAGGAGAUAAUGUAUUUCUGGAGAGGUUUAAUAUUCAUUACAGUGCCAUCAUGAAGUACAUCAGUCAACCUCCCCUACUGCUCAAUGUUCACAUGCACAACCCCACUGUUAGUGUGCGCAGCUGGAUGGACUCACUGCUGGCUUUCUUCCCCGGUUUACAGGUUUUCAGAGGAGAUCUCAAACCUGCCAUCGAGACUCAUGAGAUGCUUUAUCAAGUCACUAAACAGCACAAGUUUCUUCCAGAGGCUUUCACCACAGAAUUCAGAGUUCACUGGGGCCAACACCUACUGAGACCAGAGUUUGCAGAAAGCACCUACUACCUCUAUAAGGCCACUGGUGACCCCUACUACCUCAGAGUGGGACAGUCCAUCGUGGAGAAGCUCAACGCCUACACCAGGGUGCCUUGUGGGUUUGCUGCUGUUCAGGACGUCCGCACCGGGGCACACGAAGACAGGAUGGACUCCUUCUUCCUAGCAGAGAUGUUUAAAUACCUCUACCUGCUGUUCACGGAGAAGAGCCAGCUGCCCAUUGACAUUGACGACUACAUCCUCACCACUGAAGCUCACCUCCUCCCCCUGUCUCUCUCCACCACCCAGUCUUCAUGUCAGGGCAAUGUGACAGGGAGAAACCUUGACUCAGCACUAACAGAGACGACCGAUUCUGCCUCUCAAGAAGAAUACUUGUUCUCACAUUCCUGCCCUAGCACAGAGACGCUGUUUCCUAACAACCCUUCAUUUGCAAAGUCCAUCCGGGACAGUUACAAAUACCUCACUGGAGUGGGACGAGCCUUCCGCCCUUUACCUGUCAGGGAAAUAGAGCUUCCACUCCAUGAUAAUGGAAUGGAGCCGAUGGAGUUUUUAAAAAGUAUGGGCAUUUCUCUGACCCAACUACCCCAGGCCACUGAAGGAAACUUUGAGCAUAAAGGCGUGUUCCGGGUAAAACUGGUGGCGGAGGUAAGCCCCACAACAGAAGAAAUAGAAGUAGUCCCUCAUGCAGUCCAGCUCAUUUCGCCUCCUUUUCUGGGCCGGACAGUUCUGACUGCUGGACCUGCUAAGUUUGGAAUGGACAUUUCCAAACAGGAACAUGGGGUGAAGGGCAGCAUCGUGAAGGCGUCUCCCUACACUGCCUGUGUACAAAUAGACAACACAGCGGACAUUAAAGGCCACAUCGCCUUAGCUCUUCGCGGUGACUGCAUGUUUGCCACAAAGGCUCGUCAGCUGCAGGAAGCUGGAGCCAUAGGAGUCAUUUUCAUAGACCACCGUGAAGGUAGCAAUAGCGACGACACUCCUCUGUUCCAGAUGGUUGGAGACGGAGAGUCCACCAACGACAUCACCAUAGCUCUGGUCUUUCUAUUUGGCCGUGAAGGUGCGGUUCUCACGUCUGCUCUAGAGGAACAUCAGAAUGUGGACGUGCUGCUGCUGCCGAAGGAAAAUCAUCUGGGACGUGAAAAGAGAGAGAAACCUGUGGGCAUGAACAUCAAACUCCGCCUGGCGGAGGAGGGUGAGCUGGAGGCAGGAGCAGUCAGAGGCCCCACACUGGAGUUGGUCCUGGAGAAAGACGGUGUGGUUCUCGAGGAAGAGAUGAAGGAGUCCGGAGGAGAAUUGUCAACGAAAGAAGAGCAGCAGCAGCAGGAAAAUCAGGAGCAAAUCUGCAGGACAGAAACAGACAGAGAGGAUCUCAGGACUGAAUUGUUUUCAGCGGAUUCAUCUCUGCCCACAAACUCACAAACUGAACAGAAAACAAAUCCUUGAUCUUGUUUUACAAGAGCCCCAGACACCAACACUGGCCUCUGACCUGGAGCACUUUGACCUGCAUGACCCCACACAGUUACAGACACGGUGCUGUGUUUCAGUGAGAAAGUUGUGGCUUUUACCCUGUGUGGUGGAGAAAAUUAGUUUGGACUUGUAGUGAGCCAAAACCUUUAGGAUAAAUCUGAACCAGAAGAACUGCCUGUGUGUGGUGAUGGUGGGGUAGAACAUUAGUUCCUCACCUGACUAUGCAGUAGAUGAGGCAACAACAAUACACUCAACUACAUGUUUUUAUGCAACGCUGUAUGUUUUUUAUUCUAGAUGCACCUUUAAUGUCUGCCAGUACUGUUAAUAAUACCUGAAUAUGGCCACCAGGUGGUGUUAGUGACUUAUACCGUGUUAAAUGAAGUAGACGAACUGGGGCCAUUUUAAAUUAGUUUAUUUAUUAAUUUUGUAAUGGUGAAAAUCUUCAGGGAAUUUAAAGAGUAAAUGUGUAGAAUGCUGUGGUGACCCUUGAGUGAAAAGAGUGUGUGUGUGUGUGUGUGUGUGUGUGUGUGCUCGCAUAUGUGUGACAAUUUCUUCUCAAAUCAAAUCAAUUCCAUUUGGUAAACUUGACUAGGUUUGGAAAUGAUUGACAUUUUAGCACAGUCUAGUUGCAUUCUCGACAUGGGCAAACUAUGGCCCCUGGGCCAGAUGCUGCCCGCUGGGCCUUCUAAUCCGGCCAUCCACACACUAGUACAAGAGAAGGGGAAGACUGAUGUCAGUCCUUCUGUUUCAUGCAUUACAACAUCGAUAGUAAUUUCAAUUUCACUGAAGCUUUCGCUUUAAUCUUCAACAUUUUAUUCAUAUUAUUUAGCUCAAACAUUCUACAUUCAACCAAUAAUGAAACAGCCCACUAAUCAAUAUUUGAACCUUAUUUUGGCCCACAGGCCAAAACGUUUGCCCAUGCCUGAUCUAGUUCUAAGGUUUCUAACCUUGUAUUGUUGCAUAAAUAUGGAAGUGUACUCUGGAGAAAAUCCUUGUUCUUUUUCAUAAAAGAGAUUCACUCCUAUAAUGGAUAAAAUAAUCACCAGAUAUGUUUUUGGGAUUAUGGUUUGGUACGCCCCCAAUUUUUUUCAAAGAGGUUAUUGAAUCACUCCCUCCAGCAGAGGGCACCCUAAGUAACCGCCCAUGUGGCCUAUACCAAGAGCCGGCUCUUCUUUUGGUGUUUGGUGACCUCUGUACUGGGAGGUUAAGUUGCAAUAUUAAAGGUUUGGUCUUUGCCACGGGUUCUGCUCAUCUUUGAGAAAAGUCUGGAAGAUAUUUGUUUUGGAUCUAGUUUGAAAGAAUCUAGCCCUGUUGCAUCUUCCCUUAAUAAUAUUGCAAAAAAAAACAAAACAACACACUUUGCAGGAUAACAAUAUCUGUUAUACUGCAGGUAAAGCAUCAAAGUCUGGUCCACGGUCUGACCACGGACCACUCGGAACACAAGUUUGGUUAUACUGACUUACCUGACUUCAUAUCUGUAUGGUUCUGUGUGUGUGUGUGAGACUGUGUUACAGUUGUAGUAUCUCUAUGGGUCGCUAAUGUACAGUACAUUUUACAUAUUCUAAAACACAAAACUGCCGGUCUGCAAUUAGAAUUAAACAGUGUUUUAUUUUUAUUUUUUUUACUUUUUUUAAAUUGCAAUGUAGAAAUAUAUUUCCAUCACACUCACACUCGUUUUGCAUUCUUAACAUUUAACCAUAUACUUGAGACAAAUGCACAAUGAGUUAAUUUGCUUUAAUCUUACUAAUGUACAAAAGGUUGUGUUUUUUAUAUGAAAUGUGAGCCGAAAGUAGGUGGUUUUUCUUUUCUCCAUGUACAGUGUAUUUUCAUUUAAAUGCUGCUCAGUCCAUUUUUAAUUUUUCUUUCUAAAGUGACAUUUUAUAUUUUGGUUUGUAUUAGCCAAUAUAAGGCACUGCCCACCUGUAUACCUCAGGACUGUUUUACCUUUACCGUUCUCACACAGAAGACCAGACAUAAUAAGUGAAUUUUUAAUGCUGUUUUAUUUUCUGCUGUUUUUCCUUAUUAAAAAAAUAAUUAAUUCAUGUUCAUUAAUCAGUGGCUAAAGCUGAAACUGUGCCAUAUUUGAUGCAUGACACGAUUCCAUACCUUUUCUCUGUUCAGUUUCUCAUUGUGACCUGAGACAGUUUGGUCAAUAAAUUACAAAAAAGGUU
Molecule: messenger RNA, 5576 nt
Organism: Cynoglossus semilaevis (tongue sole)
Lineage: Eukaryota; Metazoa; Chordata; Actinopteri; Pleuronectiformes; Cynoglossidae
Product: ER degradation-enhancing alpha-mannosidase-like protein 3
Exons: 20
Coding region: 760-3381 (873 amino acids)
Biological process (GO): endoplasmic reticulum mannose trimming; mannose trimming involved in glycoprotein ERAD pathway; carbohydrate metabolic process
Cellular component (GO): endoplasmic reticulum; membrane
Molecular function (GO): calcium ion binding; mannosyl-oligosaccharide 1,2-alpha-mannosidase activity
Source: RefSeq, a predicted model, not a curated record